Messenger RNA from Pichia membranifaciens NRRL Y-2026, 2340 nucleotides. RefSeq lists its product as hypothetical. The transcript has a single exon. Lineage: Eukaryota; Fungi; Ascomycota; Pichiomycetes; Pichiales; Pichiaceae. The record is from RefSeq and is a predicted model, not a curated record. The coding region runs from base 1 to 2340 and encodes 779 amino acids.
AUGUCCCAGGACCUGGUGGUGUUGGACUCGAAUGACAGGCGAAACACGGUGGGGAUUGGCGAGUCGCAGACGUCCUUUGCUCUGAUAUCCGACGUGGACACGGACGGGGACACGGACAUGGACGUCGUGUGCAGCAGCUCGAAGCAAAACAGAGGGAGCAGGGAAGGCGGCACGCAGCGAAGCAAGAGCGGCGGUAGCCAGGGGCUAGACGAUGAGGAGUUUCUGGAGAUCUUUGGAUUGCCCAGGACAAGUAUCAGAAGCAGCGGCAGUGACACGCAACAGACGCGUAAAGAUAGCGGCUCGUCGUCGUGGUCGUCGUCGUCGUUUGGGGGCAGUUUGCAGUCGCAGAGAGAAAAGGGUGAGGUGAUAGAGAUAAUCGACGACCCGGCAGAUGUGCCGGCUCAGGAUUCGGUGCCUGGAAGACUGAAUUUCCUGGACUCCGAACUCAUAUGCAUAGAGGACGACGAUGAGGACGAGGCGCAAGUGGUCGAGGAGGCAGCACGGGUGUACCCGACAUCCUCGCCAAACACACAGCUUAACCGUUCGAUUGACCUCAUCGAUAUCGAUGAUCAUGAGGAGCCCGAGGAGGUUGUCCAGGAAAACCAUGUGCAUAUCCACAGCGGCAGCAACACCAACACGUCUACGGUAAUCGACGACUCGUUGUCGGUGAUCAUGAACGCAGGAAGCGUUCCGCUGCCGUUCCCCUACGAGACACCCAAGCGAAAUAGAGUAUCUUCAAGCAGACAGAGAGCAAAUAUAGGCUCAAUGUCGAGCCCCAUCUUUGAAACUGCUGGAAGGAGGAAUGCCGCUGAGCGAAACCUGCCGAAGAGCAAGAUAAGUAAACCGGCUGCCCUAUCUCAAAAGCAGAAACCUUCUGGCGUCAUGCAGAAUGUGCGGCACUCUAUUCUGAAUGUCAAGGAUAGGGAUGAUCGUACGACGACUGCUUCGACCAAAAGCCCGAGAAGCAGCGUCAACGUCUUCAACACCGGAAGGCCGGACCGAACUUUAUCGUCCGAGGUUUCGGAGUUCAGCAGCAGCCUGAACGAAAUAGAAUAUUGCAACGAACGGCUAUUGACUGACGAAGAGCUCAAGGAGAAGAGAAGAACUAUGAAGUCCAUCAAAAAGAGGGAAUCCAAUAGGGUCAAGUCCUUGAUAUCAGAUCUAGCGGGUGUCAGAAACAAACGUGUGGAUAGCUCAAGCAAAUACUCCAAAUCGGUGAGCAGCGUUUUGAAUUUUGUGAAAAGUGCUGCCAACGCCCAAUCAAGUGAAACGAGUGAGAUCUCCAACAGCUCCACUCUCAUAAAAGAAACAGACAACAACUUUAUGGAUAAUGUCACCGAUGAGAUAAAUCUGUACACUGAUGAGCGCUUGGAGUUGAUGUUGGAGCGGGCCAAGCAGCUUGAACCGGAAAAGUUGAAAAAGGUGAACCAGGCCAAGUAUACGAAAGCAGAGUUAACUGAAAAAAUCACCUGCUGUUUUACAAAUGUUUUGAAUGAAAAAUUGGAGCUUUUGAAUAAGGAUUACACUCAGCAUGUACAGCCUGCACAUUUUGAAAUGAUUGAAGAGGCGUUGCCCAUCAUUCGCUUCAAACGAUAUGUCGAUUCAGCAUUAUUCAAGAAGAAGAACACAUAUGUUCCAAUUAGACCCCGUCACUUGUUCGAAAACUUUACAAUCCUUCUCUAUGAUAGUAAAGAUUUGAUUGAGCUCUUCAAAAAGGGAAUCAUGAAAAGGCAUCUUAAUUCCGUCAAAGCAAAAUAUAAAGAAACCAAGAUUGCCGUAUGGGUGACUGGAUAUGACCAGUACCUGCAAUCUUUAAAAACAAAGGCGAAUAGGGCUUACAAGGAGAAAGUUCAAGAACGAUUAGGUUCAACUGCCGAUGACUCCUCGAGGAAGAAAAAAGUCACACAAAGCUAUGAGGAAAUGAUACAGCCCUCCCACAUCAAACAAAAGCUACUCAGAUAUGAAGUAGAGCAUGGUUUUGCAUUCCAGUCUUUCAAAGGACUCGGUGAUAUGCUAGAAUGGUUGAAAUAUAUUGCUUACACAUUGUCAUCUAAAUAUAAUGACUCUCUGCAGCGAAACGGUGAAGUAACCAACAUCGGCAAGGUUAAAUCUGGAGAAACUCCAAAGGACUGUAUAGUCAUGAUGCUUAGCCAAAUCAAGGGUAUGACAGAAAGUCGGGCUAAAAAAUUUGUGGAUGAGAGCUCAUACAAAUCAGUUGCUGCACUUUUUGAUGAUAUAAUGUCCGGAAAAAAUAUUACGCAAAGUAAGACAUUGAGAACAGAUCAUGAACGUCUUAUAAAGAAGAUCUUUCUCUCUCGGAAUGAAAACGAUUUGUUAUGA